CUUGUGGGGUGGGAAGACUCUUCUCAGCUCCUUUGCAAAGAACCUGGCACCAUGGCCCCCAAGAAACCUGAACCAAAGAAAGAGGUAGCCAAGCCUGCUCCUGCUCCAGCCCCAGCAGCAGCCCCAGCACCGGCACCAGGACCACCAAAGGAACCCACCUUCGAUCCCAAGAGCGUGACGAUUGACUUCAGUGCUGACCAGAUUGAAGAGUUCAAGGAGGCCUUCAUGCUGUUUGACAGGACCCCAACCGGGGAGAUGAAGAUCACCUACAGUCAGUGUGGUGAUGUCCUGCGGGCUCUUGGGCAGAACCCAACCAAUGCUGAAGUCCUGAAGGUGCUGGGCAAGCCCAAACCAGAAGAAAUGAACACAAAGAUGCUGGACUUCGAGACCUUCCUCCCAAUGCUGCAGCACAUCUCUCGCUCCAAGGACCAGGGAACCUUUGAGGACUUUGUGGAAGGCCUGCGCGUCUUUGACAAGGAGGGGAAUGGCACCGUCAUGGGUGCCGAACUGCGCCAUGUGCUUGCCACACUGGGAGAGAAGCUGACAGAAAGUGAAGUGGAGCAAUUGAUGACAGGACAGGAAGAUGCCAACGGCUGCAUCAACUAUGAAGCUUUUGUCAAGCACAUCAUGUCUGGUUGAAACAAGAAUCAUCAGGGUUUUCUGAAAUGUUUCCAUCCAACUAAGCAUUACCAACAGCAAGAAUUCUUGACCCAUGUCCCUUCCUUCUUAAAAUGUCCUGAGUCCGCAGCUGUAUCUCACAUGAGCCACAACAAAGAGUCCUCAUAGCCACAAUGUACCAACCCUACACUAUUAUGUGCGAUCACCUCUGUAUAUAAAAGGACAUAUGUCUGCCCUUCCAUUUUUAACCUUAAUUUAUUCUUUUGAUUUUGUUUCCCUGCGUCGUUUGACCCAUUCAA
This is a messenger RNA of Chelonoidis abingdonii (Abingdon island giant tortoise), 917 nucleotides long. RefSeq names its product myosin light chain 4 (gene MYL4). Gene Ontology annotation, cellular component: A band; myosin II complex. The record is from RefSeq and is a predicted model, not a curated record. NCBI's taxonomy places the organism in Eukaryota, Metazoa, Chordata, Testudines, Testudinidae. Gene Ontology annotation, biological process: cardiac muscle contraction. Gene Ontology annotation, molecular function: calcium ion binding; actin monomer binding.